This is a messenger RNA of Crotalus tigris (Tiger rattlesnake), 11057 nucleotides long. RefSeq names its product transcription factor AP-2 beta (gene TFAP2B). Gene Ontology annotation, molecular function: RNA polymerase II transcription regulatory region sequence-specific DNA binding; DNA-binding transcription factor activity, RNA polymerase II-specific. The coding region runs from base 892 to 2220 and encodes 442 amino acids. The record is from RefSeq and is a predicted model, not a curated record. NCBI's taxonomy places the organism in Eukaryota, Metazoa, Chordata, Lepidosauria, Squamata, Viperidae. The transcript has 7 exons. Gene Ontology annotation, cellular component: nucleus. Gene Ontology annotation, biological process: anatomical structure development; regulation of cell population proliferation; regulation of transcription by RNA polymerase II.
UGCUUCUGUAAACAAAUCGCUUCGGCUGCCUUUAAAUGUUAAAAAAAAUGACAAGAUUGGAGAAGCUCUUAUUUGCUUUAAAAAUCAGAACAAAAGCACCGAAGGCAAUCGAUUUUCCUUCCUAUUUGGAAUUUAUAAUUAAAUAUAAAAAAACGGGUUGGGGUGGAGGAGAGAAGGGAAAUAUGAUUUUCUCCCUCCUUUCCCUUUGCCUCUAGUAUUGCUCCAAAUCACUUCCUCGCUUCAGAUCAGUAGCGCCUCGUUUACACACUUUCUUCCCCUGUUCAAAUUAAUAGAAGUUCUGCCUCUUGCCCGUUCAACUUUUUGUCCCUUCCCUCUCGCUCUCCCCCAGCGCUGCCUCCGCCAGCCCCCUCGUCUGAUUACAUCUAGUAAUUCUCCACUGAAUGAACGUCAUUUACAAUACGAGGGGAGCUCUCGAGCUGCCUGCAAAGCCUUCACGCUCCAUUUGGUCUUGCAUUCUCCCUUUAAAGUAGUCGUGUAAUAUUAAUAGUCAUGAAUAUCAAUUAUUAUGAGGCGGCGUAGGGAAGGGAAAGGAGAAAGGGGCGCUGGAGCAGUCUGAAGCUUGCCUUGGGUCGAAGAGGAUUGCUUUUGGAAGCGCAACGGGCGGGGAGGGGGUUGCACCACGAGGACGCUCCUCACCGACCAUAGACUCUCUCCAUACACAUUUUCCUCCAAAUUUUAGUUUUGAUGGAUAGACUCGGAAAUACCUCCAGCUGUUCUCCUGGGUGUACCAAGGUCCUUUGCAGAUUUUCUUGAUACCGCCCCUCUCCUUGUUCCUAGUGUUAUUAAUAUUAAUUUAUUAGUAGCAGUAGUACUAUUCUACUGCAAUUUUGUUUUUUACUUGUUUCAAGAUUUUUUUAAACAAAUUUCCAGAUGUUAGUCCACACCUAUUCCGCUAUGGACCGGCACGAUGGAGUCCCCAGCCACAGUUCCCGGCUGUCCCAGCUGGGCUCGGUCUCUCAAGGCCCAUACUCCAGCGCCCCUCCGCUCUCUCACACCCCCUCCUCGGACUUCCAGCCGCCCUACUUCCCGCCGCCCUACCAGCCUCUUCCUUACCACCAGAGCCAGGACCCUUACUCCCACGUCAAUGACCCCUACGCCCUGAACCCGCUGCACCAGCCCCAGCAGCAUCCCUGGGGGCAGCGACAGCGGCAAGAGGUGGGCUCCGAAGCCGGCUCCCUGCUGCCCCAGCCGCGGGCUUCUUUGCCGCAGCUCUCGGGCCUCGACCCGCGACGGGACUACCACUCCGUCCGGCGGCCAGACGUCCUUCUCCAUUCGGCUCACCAUGGCCUGGACUCCGGCAUGGGCGACGCGCUUUCCCUCCACGGCAUCGGCCACCCCGGCAUGGAGGAUGUGCAGGCAGUAGAAGAUGCUAAUAACAGCGGCAUGAACUUGCUGGACCAGUCGGUCAUCAAAAAAGUUCCAGUUCCUCCAAAAUCUGUUACUUCUCUGAUGAUGAACAAAGAUGGCUUCCUUGGUGGUGUGUCUGUAAACACAGGUGAAGUGUUUUGUUCGGUACCUGGGAGGCUCUCCUUGCUCAGUUCCACGUCCAAGUACAAAGUCACUGUUGGAGAAGUUCAACGGCGCCUUUCACCUCCUGAGUGCUUAAACGCUUCCCUCCUUGGAGGAGUCCUUAGAAGAGCCAAAUCGAAAAAUGGGGGCCGAUCGUUGCGAGAGCGGCUAGAAAAAAUCGGUUUGAAUUUACCAGCCGGCAGGCGCAAAGCGGCAAAUGUCACUUUACUCACCUCCCUGGUGGAAGGAGAAGCUGUACAUUUAGCUCGGGAUUUUGGAUACAUCUGUGAAACUGAAUUCCCGGCCAAAGCAGUUUCUGAAUACCUGAACAGACAGCACACAGACCCUACUGAUCUCCACUCCCGAAAGAAUAUGCUGCUUGCCACUAAGCAAGUGUGUAAAGAAUUUACCGAUCUUUUGGCCCAAGACCGGACGCCCAUUGGCAAUAGCCGCCCAACGCCCAUCUUGGAGCCAGGGAUCCAGAGCUGCUUGACUCACUUCAGUCUCAUCACUCAUGGCUUUGGGUCCCCAGCCAUCUGUGCUGCUCUGACUGCUCUCCAGAAUUAUCUGACGGAAGCUCUCAAAGGCAUGGACAAGAUGUUCUUGAACAACAACUCUGCUAACAGGCACACUUCUGGGGAAGGACCAGGUAGUAAAACUGGAGACAAGGAAGAAAAGCACAGAAAAUGAGAGAGAGAGAGAGAGAGAGAAACAAAACAAAACCCAGAAAGCAAUCUAAUGAAAAUAGGGGGUAAAACAGAAAGGAGAGAUUGAGAGCGAUCCUUUGGGAGGAAAAACAUUUAAUUUUAGCUUUAAAAUAUUGGAUUGGGUUUUGAAAGAAUUGUGCUAGGUAGAUCACAUCUGCAAGUAAUUUAAAAAAAAAAAGAAAAUGUCAGAGGUGCACAGUGGAACAGGAAGAGUGGCUCAGUGGCUCUAUGGCAAAGGAACUUUUGAAGAUAACAUCCAGGAUUUUCCACUUCUGUCAUCCCACAAUCCUUUUUUAAAAUAAUUUUUGGUGGGGAUGAAAUUAUAACAGAUAAAAGCAAUCAAUAAUUUAUUGGAAGAAUCAUUUUGAUAAUGUUGCUAUGUUGGCUGAGGUACACAGUCUGUUUCUGUAUUAUUACUAUUUUUAAAAAUCUAUCUAAAGUAGAAAGAAAAACCUAAGGGAUGGAUAUAUUUUAUAUUGGACUGUCCCGUUCAGAGCAAGUUUCCUGAUUUUGUGCAAAAUGUUGCUGUUCUCUCUCUCCGUGGUCUAAAUAGCUGAGCCUCAAAUUUAUCAGUAGCAUUUGGCCCAAAGAUCUUCUAAUAGUGGGAAGAAAGGGGGAAACAACCAAAUCUGGGACUGUCCAAACCAUGAGUCAUUAAGAAGAAUUGUUAGUAACUACAUGCAGAGGUGAUGGGUUCAGACUCUGAAAAUGUUAAAAUGUAACUAACUACAGUAUAUGGAUGAGUAAGUGGAAGAGCUAAUGGAUUGCUCUCAGGUGCCUCUGCUUGUUCUGGAUAUUUUACCUAAAGUGUUAAUCAAAAGCUGCCCACUUAACAUAUUUAAUCCUAAAACUUGGGGGGGGGCUGCAAAUAAUCAUUUUUUUCUAUUAAUAAGGAUGUGUAGAAUUUAUGUAUAUAUGCUCCAUUAAGGUAUUGAAUUGGAUCCAGACUUGGUAAUAUUUGGAGGAGACCCAUUGUAAUCAAAAUUAGCCAUAACUAACUCUAGACCUAAAACUCAGCAUGACUAAGUCUGAAACCAAAUAGCUGACAAUGAGAGUCAGCCCUUUGUUUCAUAAUACAGUUUGCCCAUCAUGAAGCAAACAUUUUCAUGAAGGUGUACCUGUGGAAAAAAGUUGCACAGGCAUGCAACAACUGUGAACAGGAAAGGGAAAAGAUUUUGUGGAUAGAUAUAAAGAUCAACAUGCCUUUUUUUUUCAGUUGCAACUUUUUUCAUAACUACUGUUGUAUGGAGGGCAAAUGUUACUACUAAAAUGGCCCUGUGCCUGAAACUGGUAAUCUUUAUUCCUAGUUUGUUUAUACACAUGGAGCUCUCACCUGGAACACUACCUUUUACAUUUCUAUGAAAUAACUUGUCCUAUUGAAGGGGAGGGUUCAAAGUGUCCCAUAAGAGGCACAAAUGAAAGUGUGUGCUACAAAAGUGAAAAUCCACGUAUGGAAGACAUUCAUGUAUGCAUUGGAGUGCAGUUAGACUGGGAACAGUAAUGGUAGAGAUAAUGUCACAGAUAAUGGUAUCAAUCUGUACAUUUUUAUACUAAAAUUUGAGCAAUGACUGCCUCUCUUUAAAAUGUCUCAGAUCACAGACACACUUUUUGUGCUUUUAAAGAAAUGUUAAUAAGAAGAAUGUCUUGAUAAGUAUGUUAAACCUUCUCAGGAGUAUGCACCUUUUUAAUUUUCUUCUGUUUCCCAAAGCUUUGCCCGCUUGGCUUAUGAGCUUCUUCAAAGAGGACUAGAGCUCCGUACACAUUUCAUCAGGUACUGAGAUGAAAAUCCACAAUUCUGAAAUUUUUCUUUUUCAAAUCAAAGUCAGUUGUUUUGGAAUUCUGCAGGUGUACUUCUUUAAAGAAGCUCAAAGGGAAUAGAUAAGGCUUCACUAACUGAGCAAGUGAUGCUGAUUUAGAAGCAAAUAUUAUGUCCUCCAAUAUUAAAAAAAAAAAACAAUUGGGAGGUGGGCCAAUAGUGUUUGAUGCACAGAGUAAAAACACAGAGAUUUUUUAAAAUAUAUUUCCUCUUUUAGAAAAGAUAUAAUAAGUAUCAUGGCUCAUUAUUAAAUUAGUAUCUAAAUUUAAAGAAAUCAGUUUCUCCUCAUUAUCAAAGGAGUGUUGCAAAUUUUGACUUGGAAGAUAAAUAGUUGUCUUGACCCUGGGGUAGAAGAGGAGGAAUUGGCCAUUUUCCAAUAAUUUACAACAAUUAAGUACGAAUUACAUUUUUAAAACAUUUAACUCCUUUUUGGAGUAGGUAGGAGAAAAAACCAUCCUUAAGGGGAAAAUGAAUGUCACCCUGCAUGUUAUCACUUUGCAAAGGUUUUGUUGAAUUGACAGUGGCUAUGGUAUUUCAUGCAUUUUGAAAGAUUGUUUCCCUUUGUCACAACAGCUUGUGUCUAUGCUUCAUUUUGGCCUCACAUACUGAAUUCAUUCUAGAAGAUGAGAAUAGGAUAAAGAUGUAUUAUGCCUGCCACCCUGAUCCCAAACACAUUAUAUGGCUGUAAGUUCCAUUAAUUUUGGUGGAAUUUCAUUCCACUUAAGGGAACGUUGAAGGCUUGGGUCUAUGGCUAAUCAUCCAUGCUGAAAUCAACUUUUUAUUUUAAAUGCAGUUUUCAAAUGCUGUUUGGGUACUUGCAGUUUUCAGUAAAAGUUAUAUCAUUUUACACUAUAAGCUGGGAUCACAUAAUACAGCAGCGGUUAAUGUUUCAUUUGAAGCAACUGUACAUAUCAUAUGCCAGACAGUUGCAACUUUUGCAGCAUAUAUACAGAAAUGUAUCAAUGUGCAGAUGCUUGAAAUACUCUUAAUUUAUAAUUAUCAGUCCUGUUUCCAUAUAGGAAGCUAUAUACCAUAGGUAGUAAAUUAUCUGUGUGCAUUUAGAAGCUGACUCUGUGAUUCCUAAUUCCCAACCAAGCCAAUUAAGAUGUACUUAAAGCUAUUUUUUCACAUUGAGAAAUUCUGGUAUCAGGAAUUCACCAUUUUGUUUGUUUUUAAUGAGACAUGUUCCCAAGCACUUAAAUAGGAGUCUAUUGUCUAUGGACAUCGUAAGGCACCAUUUCUAAGUAUAUUUAUCUAGGCAGGAAAGUUCAUCACUCUGUGGCGCUUCCACAUAUAAUAUCUAAAUACUAAAAUUGUAGUUCUAUUGACUUUAAUAGGAAUUUAUUUAAUGCCAACUAUUAGUUGAGUUGUGAGAGAAGCUUUAAAUUCUGAUCUUAAUUCAUAUCUGUCCACUUUCAGUAAUAUUUUAGGAGGAGGAGUGAUUAAGCACAGCAUUUUUACAAUAAGAUUGUGAUCAUGGCUAUUGCAGAACUUGAAAAAUCUUAACUGAAUUUCCAUAUGACAUUAAUUCAUUUUAAUUAGGAAUAUAGUAAAAACAAUAGUUAUGAAAUCAAUAGCAUACUUUCUUAUUUUUUGGUCAGUGAUAUUAUCUUAGUGUAGCCAUUUUAUUCUACUUGAGGAAAAAAUGUUUUGGUUCAUUUUUGCUGUCUUGAGUACUAGUGUUUUUUAAAAAAGCUGCCCAACUUAUCAAGGCAAUUAACAGGCUAAAUAGUUAAUAUAUUAAAUAAUGCAGUGUAGUAGGAACUGUCCCUAAGGGAAAAGAAAUGUCUUUCAUCAUGCAACACAGUAAAGUCAAAACUACCAUUCCAUCUACCCAGUUUGCUACAUUUAUUUUUCAGAGAAUUGAGUAUGUGUUGGACUUGAUCCUAUUAAAGCCAAUAGAAUUUAAAUGUGCUUAAUAUUGACUGAACUACACAGCAUACUUUUAAGAUAUCUUUCUUUAUAGGACAUACUGGAAAUUUGUAUCUUGUAUGUAUGUCUUGUCCAUUCUAGCAUCCAGAAAGAAAGAAGAAAGGAAAGGCAAAAUGGAUCUUUAUGUUCAUAUUAUUUUAGAGGACCCUCUAUGGUACUUGAGGGCAGUUGUAGUAUGGAUUGCUUUUCUCUUUUCUCUGAAUUUAGGCUUUCUUGCCGAAUUUUAUAAAUAUAGCAAGUUCCCUACUGCAAAAUAAAAAUAAUUUACUAUUCUACCCAUUAAUGUGAACAAGAAAGAUCCAUACUGAAUUAACAUUAAAAAGGCUUACUGAGGAAAUAUUCCAUUACUUAAAAUUCAACUGCUUGUGCCUAAGAUACAGAUUAUCAUUAAAUUAAACAAGACAUUGAGGCAGAAGAAUUGAAAAGUUGGACAGGUAAUAGACAUGCAACUGAUAUUGAUUACUGAAUUGCAGAUAUGCCUGCCUUUUACUUUUAAAUGUUGCUAAAGUUUGUUGCAUAACAAUCCAGAGAAACCUGAUUUGCUGUUUUUAGAAUAAAAUUUGAAAGAUUUUUUUUUGAAUAGUAUGGGAAGAUCAAUUAUUAUUUAGCUUUAAAGAGCAGGUGUUUGGAGGCAUUAUUUGAUAAGUGUGUCUCAAUCUCAGCUUGCUGACCCUCAAGCUAAUUUUGUGUGUAUGCAUAUGAGUAUCAUAAAGACAGAAAGAAAUAGAAAGAAGUGCCAGUGGUUUUACUGGCUAGGGUCUUCUGCCCCAAUAACUUGUUAACUAUUCCAGGAGAAUAUUCUUUCACAAGGUGUUUUGUUUUGUUUUUUUGGUAUCACCAACAGAUUCUGUGACCCUGCAGCAGAAUGCACAAAUGGAUUGAGCAGUAUUGUCUACACACUGAUUGGCAUCUUCAUAUUUUCAGAGAUACAUUUUGUGCAAUCCAUCCUUUGCUAUGCCAAGCCCUACUCUUCCCCCAUCUCUUAUUUUUGGUAAUUUUAUUCCACAUCCCAUCAGUGUUCCUAGAGGCUAAUAAUCUGACCCAUCUACUUUAAAGGUUUUUUUUCUUAAGAGAAUUUGUAAAUUACUUGAGUAUAUAAAAGAUUGGCUGCCCAUGCUACUGUUACAUCACAGCUGCAGGACCCAACUUUUUCUUGAAGCAAUGUAUUAAAAUAAUAGUUAUCGAUACAGUCUUAAAAGUAAUUGAUACUAUUUAAAUCUCAUUCAUGAAUGAAUCACAUGAUAUUAAUUUAUGAAUGAGAUAAAUUUAUGAUAAUAAUUUAUGAGUCAAUGAUAUUUUGGUCAAAUAAAAAUAAAACAACAUGUCUCACUUUUCUAAUCUCUGUAAACCAUAUGACACUUAAGCACUACCUAUACAGUUCCAGUACUGGUCUGUAGAGCUGCAUCAUAAAGUCAAUGCACAAAUUUUUGUCUUACAUAGUACUUUUUUGGUGCUAUGGUCCCUGAUUAAAGGGCAAUGUUGUAUUACUGGAGGAAACAGUUUGGUAUCCCUGUGGACUGCAAUUGUAGAAAAAAUUAUCUUUAAUCAAAUCUCUUUAAAAUGUCUGAGGAAAACUGAAUGUUUUGAUUAUAUAGCAUUGUCAUUUUAAUUCAUUUAAUUUCCCCAGUAUUAUUGCAGGAUUGGGGGGAGUAGGAAUGAAGUUCUUGUCACAGCUAAUAUCUACGUAGAAAGAAACAAAUCUGUAAUAUCAUUAAAAGUAGCUCAUAAUAUAAUCCUUAACAGAAGAAGCUAUUUGAAAAUUCUUGUGUAUCAAAUUGCUGUAAAAGAAUCUAAUAGGAAAACCAGCAUUCCUAAGAUCGAAAGAAAAUCCUGCUGAAAAGCAAUGUAAUUUUGAGAUUAUAUACAUUUGUGGCAGCUAAAAGCAGGUAUCUACUACUGUUCAUUCUCAUGCCAUUCAUUUCUGUUCUUUGGUGAGAAUAUGCAGUUUUCUCAUUCUCUGUAUUGUGAUGCUUCAUCUGCUGCCCUUACUGGAAUUCUUGUAAGGAGUCAUUAAAGGCACAAGAUUUCUGACAGAAAAAGAAGAAGAUACAAACAGAGUAAGAAACCAGUGUCCAGAUUUUUCCAUUUUUAGGAUCUCUUGAUCAGAUAGUGGAGAAGGGUAAAUUAAACCAUAUUUUAAAGGGUAAAUUAAACAUCAUUCCACCAAAGAGUAUGACCUGCAAUAGAUCAUAGUCUUUGAUGGAACAAAUCCUCCCAGGCAUAGAAAUGAUGUGAGGCUUUGCCAAGGACUUUCCCAAAGUCAUUUGAAAUAAAGUAAUUGUCUCCCUCUUUAACAAUCCAAUUGUUAAAUCAACCUUAUUCCAUUAUUAUGGAAUUAAGAUUGGCUGCUAUUUGGUCGUGUCACUUAGAGGCUAAAUUUGGAACACACUGACAAAUACUUUGCCAAACACUUCCUGCACAUCUUGUCCUAUGCUUGGAAACUGUUCUCCUUUGUUUAAAUGUUCUGUUGUAUAUGGAUAAUACAUAUGAAUAGAGUAGCUUGUCCACCCCCCCCACCAAACCCCCUCCCACAACAACAUCUAAAGGAGAAACCACUGGUUGUUGUCUCAGCCCAAACAGGUGUGCUACCACUUAUACUCUUCCAGUAAUUUGAAACGUCCCCUUACAUAGCUCUCCAGUUUUGACCAGUACAGUUAGCAUCAUCCUUCAAUGGCACUGCUGGCAAGAGCCAAUAGAGGGGUCAAUACCACCUGCAAAGCCACCAGGUAUUCUCAUCCAGGAGUCUUAUUUCUGAUAAUUAGGUACCAGUCUGUUUUUCAGUUACAUGAUGUAAGAAGAAUUAAUGCUAUGAAUGGCAGAGAUACUUGGCAACUGUUAUUUCUUCUGGCUGUCAGCAGCUUCACAUAUAACAGGUGCAACUUUUCCUAUUACUAUCUUCUGAGAAAAAUAUAGGCUUGGUGGUUUGGCCAGCUGCUCGGGCUCUGAGCCACACAGUGAUAGAAUCACCUUAUUAGAAACAUUCUGUUUGAUUUCUAGAGUAAUUCAGAGAGGAAGGUUGUAUUAGUCAUGAGUAUUUAAUCUCUGCAUUUUAAGGAAAAUUGUUUGAAGGGGAAUUCCUGGAAUUUGUUUUCAAUAAAACUUUCUUUCACUGUGGUUUUAGUAUAUUGGUAGACAGGUAUAUGACAAUUUCUCACAUCAGGCUUCCUUUAAAUGAAACCAGCAAUUGUGAAAGAAAGGACUCUUUGACUGUUUCCAUUUGGGGUGGUUUCUCUUCGAAAUGGCCUUCCUUUGCUUUCUUUCCAAGCUCCCUAUUGCAACCACUUUGGUAUACAUGAGGAAAAACUACAUGUUAUUGUGAGGCAUAUCUCAUAGACAUGGAAGAAAAAUGGGAAAGCACAACUUCCCUAUGGCCAGGCCCGGCAAUCAAUCUGAGUGAAGGAAAGCUCUGAAUUCAUAGCCUUCUCUUUUCACCUUUGGCCCAGUCAAUUCCUUCAGUCAGUUGAGUGAGUUCUCAGCAGUCUAUUCUAGAGGGAGGGGGCAAUACAUCGCCAUUGAGAUAGUAAUGGAAGUGCAGUGGUAGCAUGAUUGGUAGGGAAGGAUAUUGGGACUGUAGCAAUUCAAGACAUUUCAGAGGGAGUGUGUGUGUGUGUGUGUGUGUGUGUGUGUAUGUGUGUGUGUGAUGGGGGGGAAGGAAUGAAUCAUCAUCCAACCCCAAAGCCCUGAAAGAUCACUGAUAAUCUAAAGAAUAUUUUGGGAAAACUGUGUCUUCUGUUGAAAGGCAUCCUCCCAUCCCAUUCCCUCUUUUCUGCCCAAUUAUCUGCUUAAAUUGUCAUUAAAAGAAAAACUUUUGAUUGGGCUUUAAGUCAAUUACAAGCACCUUGCUCUAGAGUUGCUUAUUAGAUCAAGGAAUGAUCCCUGCUCUUCCACUGGAUUUACCUUAGGGGCAUUUCCCUGUACUAUUAAAACCUUUGUGUUCCUUUUGCUGAGUGGUAAUUGAAGUAACGGAGUGGGGGAUUCUUACAAAUAUAUUGUUAAAUACAUAACUGACUGAAAAAAAAUCUGGAUGAUGACUAGAUGGCAGCAGAAAUAGAGAGAUUUCUUAGUUGUUUCUUUCACGUAGUGGAUUUUUGGCACCCACAAGAGUGUCUCUAAGGGAGUCUCCUCCUUUUUCCUAUGAUGAUGAUGUUGAUGUUAUGUCUUCAGCACUGAAUGCCCUUUCUUUGGUGGGAUGGCUCUGACUAAAAUUUUCCACCCUUCUAAAAAGCAACUUAUCUGCAGUUAACAAUUUAAUGCUUUAAUUGCACUGAUGUAUGUUCUCGGCCAUAUGUUUAUUAAAAUAUAUGUGUGAGUGUAUGUUUUUCAGUAUUGGUAUUUGUUUUCUCCAAUUUUCUAUCUUAUGUUUUUUAAAGAAUAUUUAAAGUGAGCAAUCAUGUGUCCUGAGAAAGGAAACAUGGGUGGCUAAGAGCCUGGACCAUGUAACCCCUUGCCACCCAUCCGUUCUCUGAAACCCAUUCUAGGAAAGUUAACCCUUGUGAGCAUAGAAGGGAAUCUGUGCUCCCACAGUGAAUUUUUAAGAACUGAGGACUCAAAGAGUAAAGUUUAAAACAAGGCAAAUUCCUAUACAGAAAAUAAGACUGGGAAAUCAAUUACAUUCUCUUUUUAUGUUAUCACAAAACAUUUAAAAUGGUAAAUCUGACUUCUAUUCUUGAAUAGUCCUUCCAUAACAGUGGAAAAAUAUAAAUUGUUUUAGGGUCUCUUUCACAAAAAUAAUGGGGUGGGUUAAAAAAAAUGAGAAACUUAUUCAAUGAUGAGUUUGUUUGUAUAUAUUUAUUUAUGCUUAAUUUAAUGGGAUUGUGUAAAUACGGCAAGCAAGUAGUUUGGGGAUUAUUUAUCUGUGACUAUACCUCUGUGAAUGGGUGGGGAAUUUCAAACUUGGGAGGGUUGAGAUCAAAAAGCGAAAAAGACAAAAAAAAAUAUACAAGCGCUUGAUACUAGAUAGUACCCAAUCUGAUUUUUUUUUCAUUCUUUAUCGACAAACUGUUAUGGUAAUGGGUAGAACUUGGUUUCUUGUCCAGUGAUGACCUGAUUUACAUAAAUAAGAAGAAUAAAAA